This is a messenger RNA of Volvox carteri f. nagariensis, 1437 nucleotides long. RefSeq lists its product as uncharacterized. Gene Ontology annotation, cellular component: cytoplasm. The transcript is spliced from 7 exons. Gene Ontology annotation, biological process: protein deubiquitination; ubiquitin-dependent protein catabolic process. Gene Ontology annotation, molecular function: cysteine-type deubiquitinase activity. Bases 506 to 1228 code for a protein of 240 amino acids. The record is from RefSeq and is a predicted model, not a curated record. Lineage: Eukaryota; Viridiplantae; Chlorophyta; Chlorophyceae; Chlamydomonadales; Volvocaceae.
GGAGGGGCUGGAGGCUGUGAACUUCAACCCAUAUGAGACGAAACUCAUUCGGGAACACGGAGGCAGCGGCACGGGUAGCGCGCCUUUGAUGUAUGUCCUAGCGGUUAAAUGGCACCAGCUACGGGGGACCUAUUGAGCGGCGUGAGGCGCAGGAGCUUGAGGAGCUUGAACACACGAGUUUCAAGCUGUGGAUAUGCUGGAUGGCUCUUUCUGUAGUUCCGUUGUGCAGCGGUUGUCUGUUUGUAGGACAAUUUUGCUGAAGCCAAAUGCUUUAAAGGUGCAUUGGCUUGUUGUUAUGCAGGAAUGAUUUGGCAAAUUGUGGGUAUGGGUGGUUUGUGUCGCUGACGAAGGGAGGAUGGGAGUAGCUCAACUGCUCAAGCAACCAAGGACGGUACGGCAUGACAGUUGAAAACUUGCGUCAGUUCGCAACUAGGCACUGGUGUCUUAGUUGAGCGUCGUUAAGCAUCUUGAUAACUCUGAAACAAGGAUAUCGAGCGUGGCUGCCAUGUCCAAUGCCAAGAAAUGGGUGCCGCUCGAGAGCAAUCCAGAUGUCCUGAACGAAUUCGUUUCCAAGCUUGGCCUUGAUGUAUCUGAACACUCUUUCUCAGAUGUCUUUGGACUGGAUGAGGAACUUCUGGAAAUGGUACCGAAGCCAGUUAUCGCUGUAAUAUUGUGCUAUCCCGUAACUUCUGAAAGUGAUGCUUUGGCUAAAAAAGAGGAUGAAGAGCAGGCGGCUAAAGGGAUGCCGGUCGACGCAAAGCUCUUCUACAUGAAGCAGACUAUCGGCAACGCGUGCGGCACAAUUGCGGUUCUGCAUUCUAUUGGCAACAACUUGAGCACUAUGGACCCCGCGGAUGGCAGCUUCCUUCAGCAGUUCUUUUCCGCAACGUCCGGAAUGUCCGCGGCGGAAGCUGGCAAGUACUUGGAGGAACCCCCUUCAGGCGCACCCAGCAUUGAGGAGGCACACCAGGCUGCUGCUGCAGCGGGCGACACCGCACCACCAUCCGCCGACGAAGAUGUGGACCUGCACUUCGUCGCCUUCGUGCACAAGGACGGCCAGCUGUGGGAGCUGGACGGCCGCAGGGCAGGACCGGUGUGCCGGGGGCCCAGCAGUUCGGAGACGCUGCUACAGGACGCGGCCCGAGUGGUGCAGGACUUCAUUAGCAGGAGCAGUAGCCUUACGUUCAACGUGUUGGCGCUGACUGCAACUGCCGGCGGUGGGGCUUAGGCUGUAUCCUUCUCGAGGGGUUACGUCGAGGGGUUACCUGCCAUAGUAUGGAUCAAUCCGGCGUUAGGAUGUGGGUACAAGUAUUUCCUGAUAACACGGCAUUGGUAAUGUGUUGCGGCGUGUUGGAGCGUACGUGGAAGGUCACAAAGGGUCUGUGACCUGCAACUAUGUGUCAAGGAAGUUAAGGUGGUAUGUAAGUAGACUUGCAC